Parascedosporium putredinis is the source of this 8985-nucleotide messenger RNA. The record is from the annotation of a GenBank genome assembly. NCBI's taxonomy places the organism in Eukaryota, Fungi, Ascomycota, Sordariomycetes, Microascales, Microascaceae.
AUGGGGCUGAGCCUAUCAACUGCGGCCGGCACGCCCCGCUUCAAUCUUUCCCCGUCAGGGCUGUACAACCUCGUCGUUUCGAGACUCGGCUUCUCCCUCGCCAAUCGCCCGGACAGCAAUAGCAACAACAACAAUGACAAUGAUAAUACUAAUGACGGCACCGAUGCCGAUGCCGAUGCCGAUGCGCAACGCACAGAGGAGACCCCACACAGUCCAACGUACCUCGCGGUCCCUACGAGUCCGACUAGCCCCACGGAACUUCCGAGUCCCACAAGUCCUACGAGUCCCGCCGGCGCCGCGGACGACUUCGCAUACGACACGACGGAAUGGACGCCGCUCGACGAUGAGCUCCUGGAGGCUGCUGUUCACACGCCGGGCGAUGUUCCCGGGCUCAUAGAAAAGGGGGCCAACGUGGCCGUCACGUCGACUUCCGGACAUUCAUUUCUCCACAUCUUGAUUAACAAGGGCCUCGAGAACAGGAACACGGCCACCGUCGUUCGCGUGCUCCCUGGUGUCCUAGACCACAUGGACAAAAUUCACAUCGACGGCAAACCCAAACUUAUCGAUGCCCUCAACAAGAAACAGAUGACCCCGGUCAUCUGCGCUAUCUUCGCAGACCCCCAAGAUGAGUUCCUCGUGCCUCGGUACGAAAUCAUAGAGCUCCUGCUCCAGCACCACGCCGAGAUCAACAUCAAGGAUAAGGAUGGCUGCACCGCGCUGGACUGGGCAUCGCGUCGCGGAUACAGCCGCAUCGCUGAACUCCUUCUCCAGAACGGCGCGGAUCCCAAUGUCCAGGACAAGUCGGACUGGUCGCCGCUGCAGACAGCGUCAAGAUAUGGCCACUAUGAGGUCGCCAAGCUUCUGCUCGCGCAAGGUGCCCGUGUCAAUGUGCCUGACGAUACCGGCUGGACCGCCAUCAAGAUGGCGGCGCGCUAUGGUUGGGACAGCAUUGUCGACAUGCUGCUCCUCGUAGAUGAUGUCGAGGUUGACUACGUCGACAACGAUGGAUGGACGCCGCUUGAGGAGGCGGUCUACGGCCGCCACGAAUACAUUGUUUCCACUCUGCUUGAGCAUGGCGCCAACGCAAACAAGGCCGAUAAGGAAGGGAGUACCAUACUUAACGGCUCCUGCCGUGGAGGAUACGAGGAGAUUGUGCGGUUACUGCUCGCUCACGGCGCUGAUCCUAACAUAAGUGAAAAGGAUGGCUGGACGCCGCUGAUGGCGGCCUGCCGCAACGAUUACAAAAACAUCGCCGAGAUGCUCUUAAAUAAAGGUGCUAAAAUUGACGCGGUCGAUAAAGACGGUUGGCCCGCGCUCGAGGUCGCCUCCCGCUACGGACAUACGGAAGUCGCCCUCCUCCUCCUGAAUAGGGGUGCUAGCGUCUCCUUGGUAGACUCAGAAGGCUGGUCGACGCUCGAGGUCGCGGCGCGGUACGGCUUCGACGAAAUCCAAGUGGGGUGCGAAGCCAUUGUCGAGAUGCUGAUCAAGGCCGGCGCCGACAUCAACGCCGUCAACGCCACCGCGCUCGGCUCCAUCCACUCGGCCGCCUACAACGGCCACAGGACCAUUGCCGAGAUCCUGCUCAAGGCCGGCGCCGACAUGACCAAGGGCGAUGACGAUGGCGAAACCCCCAUCCACCUGGCCAGUCGGCAGGGUUACGCGUCCAUCGUCGACCUGCUGCUGCGACACCGCCGCCCCAACGGCGUCAACGCCCUCGACAACGAUGACGAGACGGCGCUGCACGUCACCUCGCGCUCCGACGAUAGCUACGUCGACCUUCUCAUCAACGAUGCCGCGCGCGACGAGGACGUCGACCGCUUCUGCGCCACCAAGACUGGGGACGACGCGCCUGGCCAGUUCCUGCGCGUGAUGAAGCUCCUGCUCCAGCAUGGCGCGGACCCUAACCUCGUGACGGGCAAAAACCAAACAGCAUUGCACAUGGCGGCCAUGAGCAACGACGCUGAUCGUACGCGCUUGAUCCUAAGCAAGAUGAAUAAGGAUGCGGUCGGCAUCCGCAACAUUGAUGGGAGAACGGCCAUGGGUAUAGCCAGCUUCUCCAGGUUCGCCGACUCCCUCCGCGAGCUGCUCCUUCAUCUUAGGGCGGUGGACUGGGGUAUUGCCGAUGUCGAAAGGGAGACCCUAUUGUGGCUGGCCGAGAGCUCGACCACGCAUGAUAUCAUCGCCUUGAUUCUUCUCUAUAGCAAGCGCCAGCCGGUCAAGGGCCUGCCCGUUGACAAGAGCUGGGAUGCCCUUACGUUGGCGGCGUACUACGGCGAGUACGAACUGGUCAAGUAUAUCCUGCAGAGCGCGGCACCGCACCCGGGCGAUAACAAGAGGAGGAAGACGGUGGAGAACCUGGUCCGUCGCGUCAUCAGGCUCUACGACAACAACGACAAUGCCCAGAUGAAGAAGAACGUGGAGGAGCGCCACGGCUCCCUGCGCGCAGUGCCCCACAUCAAGGGCCUCGAGGCGGGCUCGAUGACGGAGAAGGCGGGCGCGGCCCCGAGCUACCAAUCCGAGCGCCUAUCGCACCAGGAGGCAGACGAGGGCAGGGCCGAUGUCGCGAGCGCGCACUCGGCGCCGCGGUCGCUGCACGACGCCGCGGAAGAUGAGGACAAGGACAACAACGCAGCGCUGACGAGGGAGGACUCGGUGGGUGCCAAGGCGGAUAGCAAGACCAAGGGAGGUAAGCCCAAGGUCAGCACUGCGCGGCCGCGCGAGGACUACGAAUCGGUUCUCGACAUCCUCCUCGACCCGCCCAUCGUCAAGACGUCCGGAGCGAGGGUGCCGUACGCGCUCCCCGAGACCAAAGACGGGCGGUCGGGUUUCCUGCGGCGCUUCCGCGACGUCAAGGACGUCAUCUACGAGGACGGGCCCAAGGAGAUCAUGAACAAGGCGCGCAGGACGAUGCAGACGGCGGGCGAGACGUACGAGGAGGGCGACCUGACGCUGCGGUGGAUCCACCUUCCGGCGAAUAACUUGCAGUGGAUGAACGAUCUCGCGCUGCGCAUGUUUUUCGACGACGGCGAGUCCCAGGAGGCGUACGAGGAUUUGCGGGCGCUGCUGCGGGGUAGCUGGCACGAGGUGCCCGAUGCGUCGUUCGACUCCAAGUUUAUGAAGCCGAGCUGCUCGAUGCGUCUGGGGGCCAAGUGGAAGAAUAAGGCCAAGUCGCUGACGAGCCACGCUGCGCCGGCGGCCGCGGAGAAGCCGAAGAAUGAGGCGGGUUACCUUCCGGAGGCUGUCGCGUUCGACGGGCUGAGUGGCGAGAGCCCCUACGUGGACGAGGGCGCGGAGAGGACCAAGAGGGCGGCGGAGGCGGCGAGGAAGGCGGCAGAGGAGGCAGCGGCGGAGGCGCAUAGGGUGGCGGCCGAAGCGGCGGAGAAGAGGAAGCAGGCCGAGGAUAAUAAGAGCCAAAUCGCCCUUUAUGUAGGUCUCGCCCUGGAACCGAUUUUGGCUGAUGCCCUACAUCACGUUUUCUCUCAACAGGAGCACGAGGCCGACGAGCGCCCCGAGUACCACCAGCUCCUCCGGAGCUAUGAGGAGGCCAAUGUGGUCAUCCACGGUUCUAGGACGUUGGAUGAAUUCUACUACCACUUUGAGAGAGAUGAGAAGUCGGAAGCGGAGAGGCAGCGCCGUAACAAGGAUCAGGUCGUCACGGCCGAGCUGAACGAUGGUGUUGCCGCGGGUGCAAGUAAAUCGUGGACGAUUCUCCGGGUGGACCAGCUGUGGCUCUGGGUCCUCAACGAGAAAUACAUCAUCACCUCGUCGACGCACCGCAUGGACGAGGCCGACGACAUUGUGCCGAGUACCGUUCUCAAUUACCUUAGCAAGGAUCCCGGGAGCGAAAGGGCGCGACCACAGCCCGACUCGGCGGUGGCGAUGAGCAAGUUCGUCGUGGACUUUUGCAUCGGCUUCUUCGGUCACUUACAGGCGGAUGCUGGUCCGAUGAUUAAGAAGCCGGAGGGACGACGAUCGACGCGCCAGAUAUUUUCCGAUGCCAUCAACCGAGCUUCCAUCAAAGAAGCGGAGCUGUUCCGUCAAUUCACCGAACGAAGCGGCAGGAACAAAUCGGAUCCGAAGCGACUCAAAUCUAUCCGGGAAGCGGCCGAUUUACUCCGCAACGUCAAGGACAUUCGUGACGAGCUCAACAUCCUCCGUCUAAUUGUCAGCCACCAAAAGAUGGUGCAGGAGUCUCUGCCGCUGCCGGUGGGCGCGACGCAUAAUGAUCGGCAUGCAAGAUCGGUGGUGGUGGAUAUCGAGGAGUUGGAUAAAAUGGCGAAGAAGAUUGAGGGCGCGGUAAAUGCCACCCUCAGUCUUGAACAAAGUGCUAUUGCUAUUGCACAAUCAGAUGAGACAGUCCAACAAGGACAGACACUGAUGACUUUCACCAUCAUCACCAUUCUUUUCCUCCCGAUAUCUUUCCUUACCUCCCUCUUCGCCCUCAACAUCGAAUCGUUCCAGCGACGCGAAUCAGACGGCGAUCUAAGCUACACGUCAGGCUGGAUCUUCCCCAAGCUCUUCGGAAUAUCGUUCGCCGUCUGGGUUCCCACGAUAUUAUGGGCCUUUUACCUGAAUGACGUCCGGAAACUCGUAGCCGGCCUACGGCGGCGGUUCAAGAGCGAGCCCGACAACAAGCCAGCGCCGACGCCGGGGUCGAGCCAGGGUAAAGGCCUCAAAGAUAAAGCUACGCUUGACGGCGGUGCCUCUGUACCGAUGCAGAAAGACGGGCGGCGCAAAAGGUGCACUCCCAUAGCGCGUGCCGCAACGCCACCCAUUCAGAGCUCAGAUCAUCUAUCACCAACAGCAUCAGUCCAUGGCGUUGAGGAAGCCUCCAGGGUUUCUGCACAAGAAUCUAGCGGAGAUCACCAGGACGGCAAGAGCAACAGCAACGACAAUGAUACUGAUGACCAUGCCGAUGCGCAACACGUAGAUGAGAACCCAGACCGAGCAUCCAUCGAAGACCCGGCAGGCCCUACAAGUCCCACUGACGCCAUGGCGGACCACAUACUUCCCGACGGAGACGGGGAUAAUUCUGCGCUGUCCGACGAAGGCGAUGAUGAUCUACUGCUGUCCCAAGAAGACGAGGAGCUCCUGCACGCUGCCGCUAACGAUCCGGGCAAAAUCCCUGAACUCCUAAAAAACAGGGUUGAUAUUGCUGUCAUAUCGCCUUAUGGGGAAUCGUUACUACAUAUCUUGAUCGAGGAGGGUUUCGAGAACGGAAAUAUCGCCACUGUUGUUCGGGUACUGCCAGAUAUCCUAUCCUCUAUCAAGCCGGGCCAUAUCGACGCCCAAAAUGGAGAAAAUAUGACUGCUCUUAUCUACGCCAUCUGCAAAAACCCCCUUGACGAGGUUCUCACCCAUCAGUAUGACAUCAUCGAGUUGCUUUUGGUGAAAGGAAAGGCCCGUACCGACAUGAUGGAUGAGGACGGCUGCACCGCGCUAGACUGGGCAGCACGACGCGGAUAUGCCAGUAUCGCUAAGCUUCUUCUUGAUAACGAAGCGGAUGCCAAUGUCCAAGAUUAUAUCAACUGGACCCCACUUCACACUGCAGCAAGAUUUGGCCACCAUAAAGUGGUUGAGCUCCUUCUCGGUAGAAAUGGAGGUGCCAGUGUCCAAGAUGAUAUCAACUGGACCCCACUUCACACUGCCGCAAGGCAUGGUCACCAUGAGGUGGUUAAGCUCCUUCUCGAUAAAAAUGUGGAUAUAAAUGCCCGAACUAACAAUGGCUGGACCGCACUUAAAAUUGCAACAAAGUAUGGCCACUCUAAGGUGGUUAAACUCUUGCUUGAUGUCAAGGGUGUCCAGGUUGACUUGUCGGAUAAUGACCAGCGUACCCCACUUAUGGAUGCUGUCUAUAGAGAGCAUAAGGAGAUCACCUCUAUGCUGCUCUCUCAUAGUGCAGACGCGAAUAAAGUUGACGCUGACAACUAUACAAUGCUUAACGGCUGCUGUAGUGAGGGGUAUGAGGAGAUUGUAAAGUUGUUGCUUGCGAAUAAGGCGGACGUGAACAAAGGGGAUAAAGAUGGCUGGACCCCGCUCAUGUCAGCUAGCCGUAAAGGCCAUGCUAAAAUUGUCAAAAUUCUACUAAAAGAGGAUGCACAAGUCAAAGCGGCCGAUAACAACAACUGUACUCCACUCUCAGAGGCCAGCUGCGAAGGUCAUAAAGAUAUUGUCGGGAUUCUACUCCGGGCCAGGGCCGAUCCCAACACCGGCGGGCCCAUCCAUAAGGCCGCCGCCAACGGCCACACGGCCAUCGUUGAGAUACUGCUUGAGUGGAAAGCGGAUAUAACCAAGGGCAACAAGGAUAAUGAGACCCCCUCCAUCUCGCCAGUCCCUAUUAGCAGAGCCGCGCCCUCCGCGGACGAUGAUGCGCCUGGCCAAGCCUCGCUCGUCAUGAGGCGUUUGCUCGCGUACAACGCUGAAUAUCGUCUCGUCACCCGAGAGGGCCAGACAGUGUUCCACAGACUAGCGCUAAGCGACAAUGCCGAACUCAUACGCCUUGUCCCAUCCAAGAAACCGCUAGCUACGACUAUAACUUAUCUCUGUACUGAUCCGGAGAGUUUAGAAUUGCGUAUGGCCAGUACCCGCGAUCUUACGGGGAGGACGGCCAUGGGCCUCGCUAGUAAAGAUGAAUGUGCUAACUCCCUGCGCGAGCUCCUCUUAUACUUUAAAAUGGUAGAUUGGGGUGCGUAUGACGUCGAAGAAGAAACGCUCUUGUGGCUAGCUAGGAACCCAGAUACACAUGAUAUCGUUGCCCUGAUCCUACGCUAUGCGCAGCGUGCACCGGUCAAUGGUGAAGCUGUCCAGCCAGAAUGGGACGCUCUUACGUUAGCGGCGUACUAUGGCGAGUGGAAGCUACUCGAAUGCAUCGCCGGGGCACUGGUGCGUCGCAUCGUGAAGGCCGCCAGCAAAGAAGAUACUCAGAAGAAGAAGAGCACGGAGGGGUAUCGCAACCCCUCACCGGAGGCAUCAGGAAUCAAAGACGGGUCUGAUACCGCGGGCGCGUCCUCAGGGCCCAUAUCGAAAUGCACCGUCGACGAGGAGGAGGACGAGAGCAACUCAGACGCAGAAGAAGAUGACUUAGUAGGCACCAAGGCGAAGAGGAAGACCAAGAAGGACAACUUGGCCCGAUCAGUUAAGGAUCAUCGUCGUGUGCUUGACAUCAUCCUCAACCCUCCUAUCGUGGAGACAUCGUUAAUGCAGCUAGAGUACGCUAAGCCCGAAACCCAGCUUGAGUUCCCCUCCUUCUAUGCAAGCAUCAUCGACUUUUACGCUCAGGAUGGCUUGGCUUUCCUGCGGCGCCUCCGCGAUGUCAACCAGGUCAUUUACGGUAACGGGCCCAAGAAAAUUAUGGAAUUGGCCCGCAAGGGUAUCAAGGAUAAAACAGGUCCAACACAAACCGCAGACAAGAAGAACCUAGAGAAAGACUUCACCCUCCGGUGGAUUCAUCUUCCAGCCAACAAUCUCCAGUGGAUGGAAGACCUCGCCUUACGUAUGUUCAUAGAUGAUGGCGAGCCAAAGGACGCCUACGAGGAGCUAUAUAAUCUACUCCACGGCAGCUGGCAUGAGGUUCCCCACGCAUCCUUCGAGUCUAAGUUUAUGAAGCCAGCCUGCUCAACGAACCUUGGACCCAGAUGGGGGAACAAGGGUAAGCCCAAGAACGAGGCUACCAAAUCCAGCCCGAUCGAGGAGGCGGGCGAAAACGGGAAAAACAUAACAACGGCCAAAGAUGAGGCCGCAACCGAAGCAGAAAAGAAGAAGAAGGCUGAGGCAGAGAAGAAGAAGAAGGCCGAGGAAAAUAAGUGCCAAAUCGCUCUAUAUGUAGUCCAAAAGGAGAGGGAGCUCCGUAACAAGGACCAGGUAGUCACGGUAGAGCUAAACAAUGGAACCGCUCUGAAAGAAGAGAGCAAUUCGUGGACGAUUCUGCGAGUGGAUCAGCUUUGGCUUUGGGUCCUUAACGAGAAAUACAUCAUCACCUCGUCGACACACCGCAUGGACGAUGCCGAUGAUAUCGUGCCAAGCGCUAUCAUCAGCUACCUCACUAACAACUCCCGGAGCAAGACCCAACCCAACUCGGCGGUGGCUCUAACCAAGCUCAUCGUGGACUUUUGUAUCGGUUUCUUCAACCACUUGCAGGCGGAUACCGACACAAAAACGGAGGCUGGUCGCUUGGUUCAGAAGUCGAAAGGCCGACGAUCUACACAACAAAUCUUUUCCGACGCUAUCAACCGAGCGUCUAUCAAAGAAGCGGAAUUGUUCCGCAACUUUGUUAACCGACACGACAGAAAUAAGGCGCGUGACAAAGACCAAGCGAGCAAUAAGGGCCAGGCAGGCGACAAGGACCAGAGGGGAGACGAGAACGAGUCAAAAGAUAAGCGGCUCAAGUCUAUUGAAGAGGCGGCUCGUCUACUCCGCGAUGUUAAGGAUAUCCGCGACGAACUCAAUAUUCUCCGACUAAUUGCCAGCUACCAGAUGACAGUUCAGGACUCCCUGCCGACCUCAGCGGGUACCACGCAUAUUGAUCGGGAUGCUAGAUCGAUCGCGGCGAGUAUUGAAGAGCUGGACAAACUAGCGAAGAAGAUUGAGGGCGCGGUGAAUGCCACCUUGAGUGUUGAACAGAGUGCUGUUGCUAUUGAGCAGUCUAAGGAGACGGUCCAGCAGGGACGGACGCUCAUGACCUUCACUAUCGUUACCAUUCUUUUUCUUCCAAUAUCUUUCCUCACCUCUCUCUUCUCCCUCAAUAUCAGCUUGUUCCAGCAGGGUGCGGGUGGUGAUUUAAGCUACACACCAGGCUGGAUUUUCCCUAGGCUUAUCGGACUAUCCUUAGCUGUCUGGGUUCCUACACUCUUGUGGGCCUUCCCAGCAAAACUCCCCAAGAAACGAAUUCGGGAGCUCUUAGCCGACCUAAGCCCAUCGCCUAGUACCGAGUCGGAUGCCAAGUCGGCCGUGAAGAGGGACUGGUUCGAGGAGAUCUGGAGGAAAUGA